AUGGAAAACGAGUACCGAAAGCUGGCGGGAAUAAUCUGCCAAAAGGCCAGCAGCCACUCCAAACUGCGCUAUCUCGUUGCCAUCGCAGGAGUCCCUGGUUCCGGAAAGACCACCACUGCGGAGGCUGUGGUCCGGCAACUCAAUAUUGCUCCCAAGGUGCAUGCGAUCCUUCUCUCGAUGGAUGGUUUCCAUCUGCCACGGGCGGACCUGGACAAGUUACCCAACUCUACAGAGGCAUACGUCCGACGGGGCGCACCGUGGACCUUCGACCUGGCACGGUUCGUAGAGUUCGUCGGCCGGCUUCGAAUCUGGGCGGACAAGACACCUUUAGCAGCUCCACACUCGGGGACAUGGACUGAAAAUGAAAUCAUACGAGCACCGACGUUUGAUCACAAAGCUAAAGACCCGGUCGAAGAUGGCAUCCUUAUAACACCGGAUGUGUCAAUCAUCAUUAUUGAGGGUAAUUACCUCCUUCUGGACGAGCCUGGCUGGAGAGAUCUGGCCAAGCUGGUUGACUACAAGAUCUUCGUCGAUACCGAUCUACAGGAAGCCCGUGAGCGAACUGCCAAGCGUCAUGUUCAUACAGGGGUUGAAAAGAGCAUAGAAGAUGGAUAUAGGCGGGUGGAUAGCAAUGACUAUCUCAAUGGGGUCUUCAUUCGUAAAAAGCUUCUCGCUCCUGACAUGGUGAUCAAGAGCGUCACGGCGAAAAGUGCAGUCCAAAGUCAAUAUUCCAACGAAUAA
Penicillium maclennaniae is the source of this 741-nucleotide messenger RNA. RefSeq names its product phosphoribulokinase/uridine kinase family protein. The record is from RefSeq and is a predicted model, not a curated record. NCBI's taxonomy places the organism in Eukaryota, Fungi, Ascomycota, Eurotiomycetes, Eurotiales, Aspergillaceae. Gene Ontology annotation, cellular component: cytoplasm. The coding region runs from base 1 to 741 and encodes 246 amino acids. The transcript has a single exon.